Molecule: messenger RNA, 1548 nt
Organism: Vittaforma corneae ATCC 50505
Lineage: Eukaryota; Fungi; Microsporidia; Nosematidae
Exons: 1
Coding region: 1-1548 (515 amino acids)
Source: RefSeq, a predicted model, not a curated record
AUGAAUGCAAUAAAAACAAUGAAAUGCAUGUGUCUUAUAUUCAUUCUAUUCCUCUUUAUAUCCAAUUGCAUAUACCUGACAGACAUAAAUGGCAAUUUUAUAAGCUUUGAUCAAGAAAGGAAUAUAUUAUACGCCACUAAAUCCAACUCAAGCCCACUUUCAUUUCAUUUUGUAAGAAAAAAAGACCCAAGCCAUAUAAAUAUUAGAAAGUGGAUUUUAUGGAUAGACAAAGACAAAACACUUACGCUUGGAAGAGACAAUGAUAAAGUUAUUUUAAAAAAAAUUAGUAAAAAUGAAAGCCCAGAUUUAUUUGAAAUAAUGAAAUCAACAAAUAACAAAGCAACCAUAAAGUUUAGAAAUAAAGAUAAAUGCAUAGUAUCACAAAAUGGCUUGAUAAUAAAAAUGGGUAGCUGCAAACACAGUAAUAGUCAAUUUUACAAAGUUAAGGAAAUAGAACAACCUGAUAAAGGAAAAGAUACAGACCAAGGAAAAGUUAAAUACAUAGAGGAGGUUCUCAUGGAAUUUGGAAAUGAAAUUGCUAGGGCUUUGCCAGAGCUUGUUGAAGAGGAAGUAACCAUACAGAAUAAUACUUUGAAAAAUAACUUGAUAAAUACAAACGAAACAGAAAAACCUUUAAAGGCUGAGAAUGAAAAGAAAAAGCUUAAAAAAGAACUACACCCUCAAAAAUCACAAUCAGAUAAUGCAGAACCUGGAAAUAAAGACAUAGAAUAUGUUAAAAUUAGCAAAACGGAGGCACAGAAACUGUUAGAAAUUGUAAACAGUCUUGCUCAGUUAGAACAGCAAAAAAGGACAGUACCAAAUCCACAAAUAAGUGCUCAACCAUCCAACAGUGAUCUUUCAACAUUCCCACGGGUGGAUUCUAAAAACGACAAAACUUCGCCACUCAGCCCAAUGGGAAACAUUGCAACGCAUCCUACACUUACGAAUCCAACCAAUGGGUCUUCAAAUUAUUCUUCGAUGCCAAGCAAUCUUUUCAAAGCACAAAAUGGUUUACAGCCAUCCAAUAUUACAAAUAAUAUGGGAAGUCCGUGGAUGCAUGAUAACACUGGCAUACACCCCUCUCAACCCAACCCAAACAUGACACAGUUUCCAUAUCCACCAGCAGGCCAACCAAUUCCACAUUAUGCAAGUACAAAUCCACCCACAGAAUACUACACAAAGAACAUAAAUAAAGAACGUAUGAACUUGGAUAUAAUACAGUUACUAAUAGACAGUAAAGACCCCACACUUAGAAAGCUAGGAUUGCAACUUGCGAUCGAUAGCUUAACGAAAUCUGAUUCAGGCACAGCAUCACUAAAUUCUGAAUUGGCAACAAAGAUCCUUUUACUGCUAAAAUCAAAUGAAAAUAACAAAGAGAACGAGGAAAAGUCAAAAAAGGAUACUGAAGUGGCUCUUUUAGAAUAUAGACUUGGCCAAUUAGAGACUAAUCGCCAAAUACAACAAAAUGACAAAAUAAAUGAAGCCAAAAAGAAUAAAAAGGCAAGAAAAAAAGAGUGGAGGUGGUGGUUUGUUUGGCAGUCUUUCUAA